AGGCCCUAGUGCUGCCUAUCUAAGUGCCUGUUUUGUAUAGACCGGCGUCAGGCAUUGCUAUGGUCACCCGUAGGGGUCCUUAGAUUACCACAGCGUGCUGAAUACACGUGUGGAGUUCCGGAGAGGUCUGCGUCGAUAAGAAGCGAUGGGAGGUUUGGAAAAGAAAAAGUAUGAGCGAGGUGCAGCCACCAACUACAUCACAAGGAAUAAAGCUCGAAAGAAGCUGCAGCUGAGCCUGCCAGAUUUCAGACGGCUCUGCAUCCUGAAAGGAAUCUAUCCUCAUGAACCCAAACAUAAGAAAAAAGUCAACAAGGGAUCUACUGCCCCCCGGACAUUUUAUCUAGUGAAGGACAUUAAAUUUCUUCUGCACGAACCUAUUGUAGGAAAGUUCAGAGAGUACAAGGUAUUCGUGCGUCGUCUGCGUAAAGCAUAUGGAAAACAGGAGUGGGACUCUGUAGACCGGAUUAGAGAGAACAAACCAACAUACAAACUUGACCACAUUAUCAAGGAGAGGUACCCCACCUUUAUUGAUGCUCUCCGUGACCUAGAUGAUGCUUUAUCCAUGUGCUUUCUUUUUGCUACCUUUCGUCGUACCGGAAAGUGUCAUGUUCAGACCAUACAGCUUUGCCGUCGCCUUAGUGUAGAAUUCCUUAAUUAUGUAGUUGCUUCCCGUUCUUUACGCAAGGUUUUCCUGUCAAUCAAAGGUAUAUAUUACCAGGCAGAGAUCCUAGGACAGAUGGUGACGUGGAUUACUCCAUAUGCCUUUUCUCAUGCUCACCCUACUGAUGUGGACUACAGAGUUAUGGCAACUUUCACUGAGUUUUAUACAACUCUUCUGGGAUUUGUGAACUUCCGACUGUACCAAACUCUUAAUCUACAAUAUCCUCCUAAGCUGGAUUCUCGUUCAGAGGCAGAACUGAAAAUGGAUGAUGAAGAGAAAUAUGCCCUGGAGUCGGAGACCUACAUGGAGAAACUGUCAGCUCUCAGUGCCAGUCUGUCCCGUGUAAUUCCAGCCGAGCCUGAAGAGGAAUUGGAGGUGGACGAGUUCCCGGCAGAUGCAGAGACCUCCAGCUUUCAAGAGGAGAGAAAAAAGCAGCAGCAGGAAGAAGAAAAAUCCAAGUCUUUAUUUGUUGGCCUUAAGUUUUUUUUGAACAGGGAAGUGCCAAGAGAAGCUCUUGCAUUUAUUAUCCGGAGUUUUGGAGGACAAGUAUCAUGGGACAGCUCAGUCUGUAUUGGUGCAACAUAUGCCAGCUCAGACCCAUCCAUUACACAUCACAUUGUAGAUAGACCAAAUGUAGAACCACAAAUCAUCAACAGGUAUUAUGUACAACCACAGUGGGUAUUUGACAGUGUGAAUGCCCAUUUGCUCCUUCCUGUAGAAGAUUACUUUCCAGGUGUGCUGCUACCUCCACAUCUGUCACCUUUUGUUGAGGAGAAAGAAGGAGACUAUGUUCCACCAGAGAAACAGCGGCUCUUGGCUUUGCAGAGGGGAGAGAGAAUUGAUGAUGAUGAGGGAGAGGAGGAUGACGAUGAUGAUGAUGAGGAGGAGGAAGAAGAGGAGGAUGAAGAAGAGGAGAAAGAAAAGAGUAAGAAUGUUAAAGAGGAGAAGCAAAAAACAUCUGGACAAAAGAAGUUGAAAGUAAAAGUUACUGCUGGUACUGUCAAACUGGAGGACAAAGUACACGCUGCUGAGGAAGAGAAAAAUGAGGAGAAACGGUUGGCCAUCAUGAUGAUGAAGAAGAAAGAGAAGUAUCUCUACAACAAAAUAAUGUUUGGCAAGAAACGGAAAGUCAGAGAGGCCAACAAGCUGGCAUUAAAGAGGAAAGCCCAUGAAGAAGCCAGCAAAUCUGAACGCAAAGGAAAGAAGACAAAAAAGAGCAUCUAAAGAGAUUCUAAUAGAGACUUUAAUGUAACCAUCUGGUGUCUAUAGAAAUUUCAGAGCUGGCGUUAUGUAAAAUCUAAGAAACCACAUGAGUUUUCAGCAGGAAACAUAGGAGCAUAAAAAACGGAGGACAAUGUUUUCUGUUUUGUUUUCUCUGGGCUGUAAGCGAUCAGUAUCAUUGAACUAUCUGCUAAACUCUACUACAGUUUACAGCAUACUGUGCAUUGCAAAAUGCAGAUUAAAGCCUUUGGGAAUAUUCCCUUUAAAGGGGUACUCUGCCCCUAGACAUCUUAUCCCCGCAAUCAUCACUGCGCAGAGCAAACUCCACAGGCCGGAGUACCCCUUUAAAUAAUAUUAAUUUACAUGUGUAAAGUAUCACAGGCCACUGGCUUCCAUCUAUAUUUCUUGCUGGCAGGUAACCCAUUACAUUAUAAUGUGAUGUUAAAAGAAAAUCACACCUCGUCUGUGGGAAAUAAAAGUUUUCAUGUUUGUACAAAUGUAGAAAAGUAUUAUUUUGCCCCAGCUGGCUUAUGUUUAAUAAAAGCUUAAUACAUUUUAUUGAUUAUAAUAAUUUG
Hyla sarda is the source of this 2457-nucleotide messenger RNA. RefSeq names its product pescadillo ribosomal biogenesis factor 1 (gene PES1). The transcript has 15 exons. The record is from RefSeq and is a predicted model, not a curated record. Lineage: Eukaryota; Metazoa; Chordata; Amphibia; Anura; Hylidae. Bases 146 to 1885 code for a protein of 579 amino acids. Gene Ontology annotation, cellular component: PeBoW complex; nucleolus. Gene Ontology annotation, biological process: ribosome biogenesis; maturation of LSU-rRNA from tricistronic rRNA transcript (SSU-rRNA, 5.8S rRNA, LSU-rRNA). Gene Ontology annotation, molecular function: RNA binding.